Molecule: messenger RNA, 2109 nt
Organism: Pelobates fuscus (common spadefoot toad)
Lineage: Eukaryota; Metazoa; Chordata; Amphibia; Anura; Pelobatidae
Gene: F2RL1
Product: F2R like trypsin receptor 1
Exons: 2
Coding region: 49-1206 (385 amino acids)
Biological process (GO): thrombin-activated receptor signaling pathway; positive regulation of Rho protein signal transduction; blood coagulation
Cellular component (GO): plasma membrane
Molecular function (GO): thrombin-activated receptor activity
Source: RefSeq, a predicted model, not a curated record
AUUUCCGUUCGGACGGAGUGAGAGUGAGAACUCAGAGCCGGACUCAGCAUGUGGGCAAGGUGGCUGCUGUGGGGGGCCGCGCUGGCUGUGGGUGUGCUAGCAGUGACAGGCAGCAACGUUACAAAGAAAGGAAGAAGCUUUGUUGGCCAAAAAGUGGAAACUUCCAAUGGUUCUGGGAAUUAUGUUUACACAGUGGACAAAUUUGCAGCCGACGUACUGACCAGCAAGGUGACCACUGUUUUUCUCCCCAUAAUAUACAUAUUCGUGUUUGUCAUUGGCUUACCAAGCAACGCAAUAGCCUUGUGGGUCUUCUUUUUCCGAGCAAAGAAGAAACAUCCGGCUGUCAUAUACAUGGCUAAUCUGGCAUUUGCUGAUUUAAUGUUUGUCAUAUGGUUCCCCUUAAAGAUUUCCUACCAUCUAAAUGGCAAUAACUGGAUUUAUGGUGAAGCCCUGUGCAAGGUUCUUGUUGGAUUUUUUUAUGGGAAUAUGUAUUGCUCGAUCUUAUUCAUGACCUGUCUUAGCGUCCAGAGAUACUGGGUCAUUGUGGAUCCCAUAUCGCAAACAAGACGGAAGUCCAGAAUUGCAUUCGGCGUCUCAAUUACUAUAUGGAUCCUAAUUAUUCUGAGCACAAUCCCACUGUACCGUUUUGACCAAACCGUUUAUAUUUAUGGACUCAAUAUUACAACCUGCCAUGAUGUCCUGCCGCUGAGUACACUGGCGUUUGAUAUGUUCAACUAUUUCUUGUCCAUGGCGAUCGGAGUAUUUUUUUUCCCAGCCAUUCUCACGGCAUUGGCUUACGCACUGAUGAUUAAGACUUUGAACGAAUCCAUUACAGAUGAACAGACUGGAAAGAAGAGGAAGCGAGCCAUUCGACUGAUCAUUACCGUACUCUUCAUGUACCUCCUCUGUUUCCUGCCCAGUAACAUCCUUCUAAUUGUUCAUUACGGUUUUAUAAAGGAAGGAGGCGUUGGGAACGUCUACGCAUUUUACAUCAUCGCGCUCUGUCUCUCUUCUAUGAACAGUUGCAUUGAUCCUUUCAUCUACUACUAUGUUUCCAAGGAUUUCCGAGAAAAUGUGAAAAACACGUUCAAAUGUCGAAGUGUACGGACAGUAGAAAGAAUGCGAAUCUCAUUCAGUUCCAUGAAAUACUCCCAGAAAAACCGUACUUACACUUCAAGGUCCAACACACAAACAAGCAGCUGUUAAACAUGCAUUGGGCUGGGAAUUGCACCAUGGACAAUGAGGAGACUGUACUGUGGGGUCCCUGGAGGAAAGACUGACCCCCUCCAAGAAUACAAUUUUUCCGUGCUCAUAGGUUUAUGUAAAGUGUUACUAGUCUGUGUCCAAUAUCAUCAUCCAGGAUCUCACAACCGGGUUUGCUAAGCUGGAAUGCCGAACAAGGCAUAGUUAACUGAGCAUUGUGGGAGAAGUGCUAAUUGAAAGGUAGCAGCCCAGUGCUCUGAUAACUUGUUUAGAGAACAUAUGAAAGCUUCAUGGAAAGCAUUCUGUACGUGCCAGGACUAUGUUUUAUAUUAUUCUUUGGCAAUAGAACAAACCUAUAUAUUUUGCUCGAAGAGAUUACUUUUGUAACUUUUUAUUUUAUUUUUUAAACUUGUUCGUUUGUAAAUUUUGUUCUGAAGAGUUUUGAGGGCUGAUACUUACACGAGAGAGGUAACUUUAGGUGAUUUGCUAUAAACCUUUGUGUACAGCAGGCUAUUGAAAACCAUAUAGAGACGAGAAGUAGGGCAAGACUUAAACUUGUGGUAAAAGAAAGCAGAAAUGAAGCCGACUAGAAUCUAAAACAAAGAACUACUGUUGCUGGCAGACGUAAUACAUCCUAUGGUUAACACUUAAAAGACCAGUUGUUUGCCCACUUUGUCUACGUGGAGUGUCCUGCUUUAAAGCCAUGCUGUUGUUAAAGAACAGAAGUAUUGCAUUUUGGACAAGGACCCAUAAAGACCAGGUUAUGAGAACAUACUGUCAUUGGCCAUUAAGUGGUAAAUAAAUAAAUAAAACCUGCAUUGCUUGAUCUCCCUGGACUACACAGGUCCCCUGUUUGUACCAUACAUGGCAAGUGGUGCCUUUCCAACUCCACGUGAUCUACAAAUC